CUUCGCGUAACGUUGGUUCCGUUAUCAAUGUGCCGCGAUCUGACCGGACGAUAACGGGCGACGCCUUGGGAUUCUUCUUGGCGCUUAUACCCACCGUUCCUACAACCGCUUCGUUCCAAAACCUACUUCGGGAGGCUGGAGCUGGUACCAUAUGGUUGGAUACAUCAGCAAGGAGUACAGAUAGUGAAGAUACUGGUGUGGCUUCAUUGGGCCUUCAUGAUGAAGAGGUCGUAUUUUUGACGGCCACCUUCCUAGGUACUAUGCUCAAUAGUGCGACUGCGAACCCUGAACGUGAAAUGCUUUUCUCCCUUCUUGCCGAUAUGUCCGACUCAUAUCCGAGGGUCAUAGCGCAAAUAUAUGAAAGUAUUCAAGAGAGAGUUAUCGACGCCUUCUCCAACGUUAUGAACUCGACCAUUUUAUCCUCUGUAGGCGCUAUCUUCAGGACAUCAAUGGGUGAUGGAGGUUAUCAAACAAUGCCUUCAACAAGAAUGGAUGCUUCAGCCUCCACUUUAGGUAAUUUAGAGUCGUCAGGUAACGCCACCCAGGGAGCGGGCCAACAACAAAUAAUGUACCUGGAGACAUUGCAGAUGCGGGGAAUGUUGAUUCCUCAUCAUUUCACACCGCGUAAUACUGGAACCAAGAUAUUGCACUGCUUGAUAGAGCUCAUCUCACGAAUCAUCGA
Acaulospora colombiana is the source of this 682-nucleotide messenger RNA. The record is from the annotation of a GenBank genome assembly. NCBI's taxonomy places the organism in Eukaryota, Fungi, Glomeromycota, Glomeromycetes, Diversisporales, Acaulosporaceae.